AGCUGUUAUCUUGAUUACAUAUUCGUCAAAUUGUAAAACAACGCAAUCGAAAACAAAUUUUUCUCUUAUAGAAUACAAUUGAAGAAUAUAUUUAUUUGUUUUUAUUCUUAAAAGUUAAUCAAUCAGUAAACAUGACGGCAAUUGCUGGAGGCCAUGGUGAGCCAAAUCCUAACGCUACUUGGUUGAGUGCGCGUGGGAUGUGGUUAGCGUAUGGCUUGGGUGUGUUGGCAGUGCAUUUGAUUCUGUUAUCAGUUCCAUUUAUAAGCAUUCCAAUUGCGUGGACUCUCACAAACUUGCUACAUAACGCCGCUCAUUUGUAUUUUUUGCACAUAAUCAAGGGUGCACCCUGGUUAAGUAUUGAAAAUGACUGCGCACGUCGUUUAACGCAUUGGGAGCAAAUCGACAAUGGUGAACAAUUUACAACAACGCGAAAGUUCCUCACGGCUGUUCCAAUUUUAUUAUUCCUGCUCACCUGCAUCUAUACAAGGAAUGAUCCCGAUCAUUUUAUUGCCAACUUUAUUUCGCUUGUGCUGGUUACCUUGCCAAAAUUACCGCAGUUCCACGGUGUACGUCUCUUCAACAUAAACAAAUACUAAUAUGUCAAUAACAGGUUAGAUUUCUGAGUUCGAGAUAAUGAGUAAUAUUAUUUGUAUGAAAUUUAUAGACUGAUUGAAUAUGAUUGGUAGAUUGAUUUAAAAUUAGUAAUUAAAAGAUAUCUUAUAUGCAUUUGUUUUAAAAAUAUACAUUCUACGAACUGCACAAAUCUUACGACGGCAAGUGAACUGCGAGAAAUGGAUUGGUACUAUAAAAAUAUAUACAUACAUGAAGUUGAUAUAAAAAUAUAUAUAUGUACAUAUAUUAAAAAUCUGCUAAUAGCACAAAUUGUAUAAUUUACAUGCAAAUAUAGGUAAAAAUAAAAAUUUUUAGAGCGAAACAGCGGUAAAGGUAUAA
This is a messenger RNA of Anastrepha ludens (Mexican fruit fly), 951 nucleotides long. RefSeq names its product ORM1-like protein (gene ORMDL). The coding region runs from base 132 to 596 and encodes 154 amino acids. The record is from RefSeq and is a predicted model, not a curated record. Gene Ontology annotation, cellular component: endoplasmic reticulum membrane. Gene Ontology annotation, biological process: negative regulation of ceramide biosynthetic process; intracellular sphingolipid homeostasis; ceramide metabolic process. The transcript is spliced from 3 exons. Lineage: Eukaryota; Metazoa; Arthropoda; Insecta; Diptera; Tephritidae.